UAAAUCACUGUCAUGUCACUAUAAUGCUUCGAUGUAUAAUGUAUAAUUUUCAAAACAGUUUUUGGAAGUAGAGGUAUUAUUAACAAAGAAGAAAAUGAUAAAAAAGCGUAUUGAAGGUCGUCAAUUGGCACAAAAUGUUGGAGAACAAGUAAUUAUACUUGGCACUAUUGGAAAAGUAAGAGAUUUAUUUGAUAUUAAUAAAGGUUCAAACGGUAAAAAUAUAGAAUUAAAAACGACCGAUGGUGUACAAGUUAAUGUAACUUUACCAGUACCAAUUGAUAACGAUGCUGAAGGUUAUAUAGAAAUACAUGGCACAUUACAAUCCGCAUCUACAAUGAAUUGCAGUAAUUAUAUAGUAUUCCCACUUAGUAUGACAGAGAAUUUUGAUGUCGAUCGAUAUAAACAACUCAUGGUUAUCUUGAAUGUAUUAGGACCAGGAAAAUGGAAAAUGUCUGAAGAUGAAACAGGGUUUUAAAUUUAUAAUUGUAUAACCUAUAAAAAUGCUUAAAAACUUUUUAUAAGAAUACGAUUAUUUUAAU
Bombus pyrosoma is the source of this 539-nucleotide messenger RNA. RefSeq lists its product as uncharacterized. Gene Ontology annotation, biological process: mismatch repair; base-excision repair; nucleotide-excision repair. The coding region runs from base 95 to 475 and encodes 126 amino acids. Gene Ontology annotation, cellular component: site of double-strand break; nucleus; DNA replication factor A complex. The transcript has 3 exons. The record is from RefSeq and is a predicted model, not a curated record. Gene Ontology annotation, molecular function: single-stranded DNA binding; damaged DNA binding. Lineage: Eukaryota; Metazoa; Arthropoda; Insecta; Hymenoptera; Apidae.